Molecule: messenger RNA, 672 nt
Organism: Vicia faba (fava bean)
Lineage: Eukaryota; Viridiplantae; Streptophyta; Magnoliopsida; Fabales; Fabaceae
Source: the annotation of a GenBank genome assembly
AUGGAGCAUCGUCUGCUCAAGGAUUUUGACCUUCAACCCAAAAAUCCUUCCGCCGAAGCUCUUCGGAGAUGGAGAUUCGUCGUCACUCUCGUUAAGAACCGCCGUAGGCGGUUCCGCAUGGUUGCCGAUCUUGAAAAACGAUUCGAAGCUAACAGAUUAAGCACGGAAUCAAGGAACUUGAGUAAUAAUGAUGGAGUUGAAGCCGUUGCAAGGAAACUGUCGGUCUCUACUGAUGAAGGUGUCAGUGAAGCAACUAAAGCUAUAGCUAAGGAAUGUGGUAUACUUACCGAUGAUGGUGUAGCCAUAGAGGGACCGAGCUUUCGUGACUUGUCCACUGAGCAAAUGAAGGAUAUCAGGUUGAAAAGACCCCCAGUUGGAAGGGGAGAAAGCUUUAUCACCAAAACUAUGUGGAGGAAUAUCAUUGGACAGUUAAUUGUUCUCGCCAUUCUAAAUUUUGAUGGCAAGAGGCUACUCAAAAUUGAUGGUUCAGAUGCAACUCAAGUUCUCAACACUUUGAUAUUCAACUCUUUCCUAUUUUGUCAGCUACUAAUGUUGUUUAAUGAGAUAAACACCAGAGAAAUGGAAAAGAUAAACAUCGCAUUUCAAGCGGUGAUUGUUGAAUUUCUUGGAGCAUUUGCCAGCACUGUGCCUCUAAGCUGGCAAUUCUUAUGA